AUGCCUGAAAACUUUGGGAAUUUAUUGUACUACACAAACGAUGUCAACUGCAACGAUGACCCUUACAAAGGGUUGAAGGUUUUGACGAAGCAAGGAACUGCGGAUUGCAACGAUCGUGUCAUUUUCGACGUACCUGAUGACAAAGCGGCUCUCAAACUGGACGAGUGUAUGUUUCAAUUCAAGAUGACAAUCCCGGAAAAUUUCGUGCCCGACAACGAUGUUCACGCUAAAAUUGUCAAAAAGCUUGAUGUAAAGAUUCUUGAUAAUAGGAUCUUUUCAUCGUUUGACACUCACGAAUAUACGUUCUUCAAUCAUUUUAUCACAAAGUUGAAUUACUCUCCGCUGGCGCAAGAGUGUGAGCUUUUUCCCAGCGGACGAUUUGACAGCUUGGAUCCGGAUUCUGAAGAAUUGACAACGAUUCAAGUGAGAAGAAACGGUCUUAACUUGGCGGAAAAUCGUCGACAGUAUGGAAAUUCUCGAUGGCAAAAAGCGCAAGAAAAAAUCAAUGGCUACAACUAUGAGAUUUUGAUGUAUGAUUAUUCUUUCCGAGCGCCGAUAAUUCACGGUCUUUGCCGUCAAAAUAGAGUGCUUCCCUCUGGAUCACGCCCGAAUUUCGAAGUUUAUCUGAACGAGCAAGGCAAUGUUUUGAUGGAAGUCGAAAAAUACACCAAAUGCCGAAUGACUGUACCUGGAAUUAAUUCUCUGACGACUGGAGAUUUGCCACCAAAUAUCAAGACAAUAGAUUCAGAACGAGCGCAUGCAACUAAAGCCGAUUGUGAUUGCACCGAUGAAAAGUACCGAUCCGGGAAAUAUAAAAAUUUGAAGCAGAUUCAAGCCAAAGGAGAAGUGAUUGAAACAGUUCUUUCUAAACUGUAUGGAUCCGAUACCUUCAAAGCUCAUAGCUUUGAUGAAGCUGUUGCUAGUGUCACAAUGGAUACAGAGGACGAACGAUAUGGCUACAUUUGGAUGGAUCUGAAGCUUGACCCAAAGUCGACGGUUGAAGUCAAAGAUUAUAUUCUUGAGGCGGCAUACUGUGAACCUGGCAAGGAAGAAAAACCACUCUCGACGGGCGUUAAAGGUGAAGGGGUGAUUCCCUUUUUUUACCCUCGUUUUACUAGAAAAACGCUGCCAGUUGGACUCAGUCAACACGAUAUCGAAUUGAGCACAGGACCGUUACCAAAGAUGAUCAUUAUAACAGGAAUGCCACACGGACGCUACGAUGGUCACAAUUUCCGACUGUGCACAACAAAAACAUCGAUGAUUGAUGAAAAAUUCCGAAUCAAGUCUUUUACGGUAUUUGUUGAUAAUCGACCUGCAUUUAGAUCGCCCUGGACGACGGCUCAAGAACACUACAUAAAUUACAUGAAGCACAAUGGCCGCUGGGCCAAUAAAGCGGUUGCACUCGGUCAAGACUUUUUUGCUUUUCAAAAGUACAAUUGGAUGGUGCCACUUUUCUUUGACGAUCGAGUUGGAAGCACGGGGAUUGUGACUGUUCGAAUUGAAUUUGAAGAAAAUUUGGAGGAACAUUGGGAUGCAUGCAUUAUGAAGAUUCCCCGAAACGAGCUAUUUUUGGAUGCGAAUAGAAACGAAGCGAGCGUAUUGCAAAAAAAGCGCAGCUGGAAAGAAGCGAAAAGAACCUGA
This is a messenger RNA of Oikopleura dioica, 1641 nucleotides long. Lineage: Eukaryota; Metazoa; Chordata; Appendicularia; Copelata; Oikopleuridae. The record is from the annotation of a GenBank genome assembly.